UUUCCUGGACGAUUUGGAUCGGUUAGGUGCCAAAGAUUAUCAACCAACCGAACAGGAUAUUUUGCGCACUCGUGUCAAAACAACUGGUAUUGUUGAAGUGCACUUUUCCUUUAAAAAUCUUAAUUUCAAACUUUUUGAUGUUGGUGGCCAACGUUCGGAACGAAAGAAAUGGAUUCAUUGCUUUGAAGAUGUAACUGCGAUUAUAUUUUGUGUUGCCAUGUCUGAAUAUGAUCAAGUUUUGCAUGAAGAUGAAACUACAAACCGAAUGCAAGAAUCUUUGAAAUUGUUUGACUCCAUUUGUAAUAAUAAAUGGUUUACGGAUACUUCGAUUAUUUUAUUCUUAAAUAAGAAAGAUUUAUUCGAAGAGAAAAUACGCAAGAGUCCAUUGACAAUCUGUUUCCCAGAAUAUACAGGUGGUCAGGAAUAUGGUGAGGCAGCUGCGUAUAUCCAAGCUCAAUUUGAAGCGAAAAACAAAUCAACCUCAAAAGAAAUUUACUGCCACAUGACGUGUGCUACAGAUACAAACAACAUACAAUUUGUAUUCGAUGCUGUCACUGAUGUCAUCAUUGCUAACAAUCUCAGAGGUUGCGGUCUUUACUAAACACCCACACACACACUCAACAUAAAUGCAUUCAUUUCAACAAAAACAAAAACAACAACAAAAUUAAUUUCUAUAUAUUUUAUUGAAAAUAGCAGCAGACCCAAAAAACAAAAAACUAAAUUAUUUUAAAAAUUUAUUAAGAGUAAAACAAAAUAAAAAAAACAAAUGGUAAACAUCUAAAAAAAGAGAAAAAAACAAACAAAACCCACCAUCUUCAAAAAUAUUAGCAAACA
Lucilia sericata (common green bottle fly) is the source of this 834-nucleotide messenger RNA. RefSeq names its product G protein alpha o subunit (gene Galphao). Lineage: Eukaryota; Metazoa; Arthropoda; Insecta; Diptera; Calliphoridae. Gene Ontology annotation, molecular function: G protein-coupled receptor binding; G-protein beta/gamma-subunit complex binding; GTPase activity. The coding region runs from base 218 to 601 and encodes 127 amino acids. Gene Ontology annotation, cellular component: heterotrimeric G-protein complex. The record is from RefSeq and is a predicted model, not a curated record. The transcript is spliced from 4 exons. Gene Ontology annotation, biological process: adenylate cyclase-modulating G protein-coupled receptor signaling pathway.